UAGUAAUUUAUUUCCAUUUUCCUUUUAUGAACCAUAGGAAAAAUCCUGCUUUGUACGAGGAACUAUCCCAAGGCCAAACUCCAAAGUUCUUAUUUGCCUGCUCUGACUCGAGAGUAUGCCCAGCCCUUCCCACAACCUGGGGAGGCUUUUAUGGUGCGAAAGCAUGGUUCCACCAUAUGAUCAGUGAUUUCAUAGAAGAGUGGGUGAACAUCUGCAAGGCGGCUAAGGCUAAGGUCCGGACAGAAUGCAAAGACUUGGAUUUUGGAGAACAAUGCAGUCAUCUUGAGAAGGAAGCAGUGAACGUGUCGUUGGGUAACCUAUUAACCUAUCCAUUUGUAAGGGAAGGUGUGGUGAAGAAAACUCUGUCGCUUAAGGGAGGGCACUACGACUUUGUCAAGGGAGCCUUCCAGCUCUGGAACCUCGACUUCAACCUGUCUCCUUGUCUAUCACUAUGAGCCACACCAGCAUUGUUAAUUCAUGAUUCUUCAGAUCAAAUGUUGUAAUUUCUUGGUGUUGAAUAAAAUGAGUUUACUUUCAAAAUGUGCGCAUUGUGUAAACUGUAAAGUGACUUGUAAUAACAAGGAAAUGAGUUUUGGAAUGAGAUUAACUUUUAUGCA
Salvia splendens (bonfire salvia) is the source of this 617-nucleotide messenger RNA. RefSeq names its product carbonic anhydrase, chloroplastic-like. The transcript has 4 exons. Gene Ontology annotation, molecular function: carbonate dehydratase activity; zinc ion binding. Gene Ontology annotation, biological process: carbon utilization. Lineage: Eukaryota; Viridiplantae; Streptophyta; Magnoliopsida; Lamiales; Lamiaceae. The record is from RefSeq and is a predicted model, not a curated record. Bases 27 to 455 code for a protein of 142 amino acids.